AUGGAUGCUACCACUUUGACAGCUCCCCCUCCCAAAGGGAAGGUGGCCCUUGUCACCGGUGCAAAUGGUAUUAGUGGGCAUGCAAUCGUGGAAUAUUUGAUCCGGACGCCGAAGAAUGAGUGGUCCGAAAUCAUCGUUACCUCCCGCAAGCCACCGCACAACUUCUGGGUUGAUCCUCGAGUUCGGUUCAUCAGCCUUGACUUUCUCGAGGCACCAGAGGCAAUUGUGUCCAAGAUCCAAUCUCUCUGCAAGAGCGUCACCCACGCCUUUUUCACCUCGUACAUCCAUAACAACGACCCAAGCAAACUUGUCGAGACAAAUGGCCCUCUGUUUCGCAAUUUCUUCGAGGCAAUUGAUGCAGCGUGUCCGCGUCUUGAGCGCGUGAGCUUGCAGACUGGCGGGAAGCAUUACGGUAUCCAAUUCAGAUGCUUCGACACGCCCUGCCACGAGGAUACUCCGCGUUACGACGGACCCGGAAAAGAAACCCUCUUCUACUACAAGCAGGAAGACGACCUCUUUGCGAUCCAGAAGCGCCGCAAUACAUGGGCUUAUAAUAUCAUUCGCCCCUUUGGUAUUGUCGGAUACACGCCCCAGUUCGCCGGAAUGAACGAAGCCCUCCCACUGGCCCAGUACUUCCUAAUAUGCCGCGAACUCAACGAACCCCCCCAGUACCCAGGAAACUACAACGGCUUCCACCAGGUCGAAAUGCAGUCGUACGCACCCAGCAUCGCAGACCUCACCGUGUGGGCGGCAACACAAGCGCACACGCAAAACGAAGCCUUCAACCACGGCAACGGCGACCCCAUGGCCUGGCGGUUCCUGUGGACGCUGUUCGGCGAGUACUUUGGCGUCUGCGUUACCGGAUGCGAGCCGGGGGUCUGCAGUGGCAAAGCAAGAUUGAGCCUGGCGGAGUGGGCGCGCGACAAGAAGGGUGUUUGGGAACGCAUCACGGCGAGAUAUGGGGCUGGGAGUGGGGAGGCGUUUCAGGAGCAUAGCUUUGCGCUGAUGGACGGGUUGCUUUCGAGGCCGGUUCCUGGGGCGCAGUUUGUGGCGUCUGUUGCGAAGGCGAGGAGGUUUGGGUGGCGAGGGUGUGUGGAUUCGUAUGAGGCUUGGGUAGACACUUUUCGGUCUUAUGAGAAUGCCGCCGUUUUGCCGAGGAGAGAGGCGUAUAUGGAGUAA
This is a messenger RNA of Aspergillus mulundensis, 1179 nucleotides long. Its product is annotated as SDR family oxidoreductase. Lineage: Eukaryota; Fungi; Ascomycota; Eurotiomycetes; Eurotiales; Aspergillaceae. The transcript is spliced from 4 exons. The record is from RefSeq and is a predicted model, not a curated record. Bases 1 to 1179 code for a protein of 392 amino acids.